AUUUUCACUGUAACCAUAGUGUGUGCGGCAAAUUGGUAAUGUUUGUAAACACAAACGAGAAAAGCUUUAUAGAUAUAGUUUCGAUUUAAUAUAUCUGUAGAAAAUUGUGGAAUAUUGGGAAUUUAAACAAAUUUCCUGUACAAUGAAUUUGUAAAAAUUUCUCUCUAAGAAUGAAUUCGUCAACCAUGAAUGAAUAUGAAGGAGUUGUAGUAAUUUCAUGUGAUCCUCAAAACGAGCCUGCACAAAAUAUAAUUUUUCGCAUCCUUGGAAAGGAAGCUGAACCAUCUGCAACGAACUUUUCAAAUAUUAAAGGAUAUCUUUGGAAUGUAGAAACUAAAUAUUAUACUGCUGAGGUGUUUUUGUAUGCAAUUGAGCAGCAGGAGAAACUUGAACCCAAAUUUUGUGAAUCUGUUAAAGCAAUAAUAUUUUAUAUCGAUAGUACAGAGACUACCAGUUUUAAUGAUGUUAAAAACUGGAUGCCAUAUUUGCAGGAGAUGGAAGCUAAUGUUCAGUUGUUAAUUUGCAAUAAUUCACACGAAGAAUCAAAAGGACGAAAAAGUGUUCUCAAUUGGUGUGUCCAAAAUCAAUUUGAACUUGUGGAAUUGAAUUCAUCAGCAGAUGAGGAAGAUGAUUUCACUGCUGACGAUGCAAAAGGUUUUGACAGAGUCAUACAAUCUUUGCAAUCACAUCUUUGGGCCAAUUUAAAUAUGAAAGAUGAGAAGUUGCAGAUAAAAAGCACUGACAAUGGAGACUCAAAAGAUACAUCUGAUGAGAAGUUGCAGAUAAAAGGCACUGACAAUGGAGAUUCAAAAGAGAUAUCUGGUCCUCAAGAAAAGGAUUCUUCUGACAUAGGAGAUGCUAGUACUGCUUCUAAUGUAGUCGAUUCAACAGUGAAAAAAGAAUCUAAAAAAUCAUCAACAAAAGUAAAAGUUGAAAAUGAUGAUCUUGAUCUGGAUGAGCAGCUGUUGUCUGAUGUUUUAAGUGGAGAAGAUCCUGGUGGAGAAUCUUUUGAAGCUCUCUUUGAUAAAUUUGCUAGCAUGAAAGAUAGAGCUGCUGGUCUUAAUGGAGAAGACAGAAAGAAAUAUGCAGAAAAGGUGGCAAUAGCAUUUUGGCGUGCAAUGGGUGGUGAUGAAGAUGAAAUUGAAGGCCUUGACGAUGAUUAAAAGAUUUUUUAAAAUUAUUAUUUGUACAUUUGUUUAUUUAUUUUAUACAAAUAAAGUUUUUGUAUUAUUACCUCUGA
Molecule: messenger RNA, 1240 nt
Organism: Parasteatoda tepidariorum (common house spider)
Lineage: Eukaryota; Metazoa; Arthropoda; Arachnida; Araneae; Theridiidae
Product: alpha- and gamma-adaptin-binding protein p34
Source: RefSeq, a predicted model, not a curated record